GCGUCGCAGUCUGGGUUGUAGUGAAUCACAACCGUGGGACGAUAGCUAUUCUAGCUAUGUUUGUUCAUCACGGAGGUUGGCGUUUUCAGUUGAGAUAAAACUCUUGGAAUAAAGAAAGCUCUGUGAUCACUUCGACUACGGUGUCGGCAGCGUUAGACAGUGUGAGCAUGGAUCUGAGUUUUGAGGAGAUGGCCACCUACAUGAGUGAAUUCUUGAAUCCCACCUUCUGCUCCUGCUUCUGAUCACCUUCUGGUCAGACACUCAGAUGUAACGAGCAAGUACUCCACAAAUGUUAGUUCGCAGCUGUGUGUAUUUCCAUCGACAUCAUUAUGAAUUUCAGUAAAGAUGGUCUCGUAUCUGGACACACGUCCUGGGUGUGCAGCUCUAAGACUGAACUCUCUGAUGUUCUGAUCACAAACCAAGAGGAUGAGGGGAGCGAUCGUUCAAAGGAUGUUGGCCCGCCUGCUUCUGGCAAGUGUGUACCUAUGCGCCUGGAGCAGACAGAGGAACGGUCCCCGUGUGUCAUCACGUUUCUGUGUACGCCUCAGUCCGGGGUCGGCAUCACCAGCGUCUUGGUCGUGAGCGAGGCCCGCACCAUUGAGGUGUAUUCCCUGUCUGGCGACUACUGUGGCACUAGCCGUGGUGAGGAGGAUCCAAGAUGGCACGCUGACGGAGCUGAGGAGAACACCACCUUCUAUCGGUGUCGCCUGGUGUUGGAAUGCCCUGUUGCAUCGUGUGAAGUGAAGCAGCUGCUCUCUCUGGGCGGGCGUGCGGCGGUGGGUGUCGGCCUGCUGGGAGUUGGCCUGGGGAAGCUUCAGGCUGAUCAGUGCGCAGGUCUGGGCGUCGACCUCCAGCGUGUCCAGGCCAUGAUGGAGGAGAUGGGGACCACCCUCUCGCCAGGAGCGCAGAACCUCAUGGAGAUGGUGCAGUUUCAGCAAAAGAACAAAGCUGACGUCCUUGGUGGCUUACUGCCUCUGCUGAUGGGUGGAGGUGCAUUGGCCUGUCUGGCCAAAGGGCCCGCCCCUGUGGGACAGCUUGGCUCUGAGGAGGCGGGGCAGCUCGUGGGCCCGCCUCCGCAGUCUGGAACGCAUCCUCUGCCAUCAGCCGGUGGCCAGGGCAGGGCCCUGGACAUCGCACCUGCCCCGGUGGCCUCUCUGGAUGGGCAGCAGUGCCCGGUCAGCUCCGAUCUGCUGCCCGUGCUCCAGAGUGUGUGCGGCCAGGUCAGUCAGCUCCGCCUACACGCGCUGACCUCGGCAGAGGCGAAGAGGAACGGAGAGCGGGAGUACCACCUGUGCUGUGGAGGGGUGGAAGAGGCUCUGGAGAAGGUGGUGGAGAGGCGCAUGCAGGAGCUGGAGAGGCGGCUGAAGGAACACAUGGACCUACGGCUGGACGCCCUCCAGCAGAGGCUGGAGCUGGCACUGCACCAGGCCAUCACGCACGCGCCCCACCCGCAGUAACCGGGGGCACCGCUCACCCAGCGACGGGUCACCUGGCGCGAACAGCUGGCGCGGGGUCCGCUGGGACGACACUUUCCCAAGGGAGGACUUGUUUGAAAAACUCGCUGUAACUGUGUGGAGUGUUGCUAGCGUUUAUGGUUUAUGGUCCGUCGUGGUGUUGACGGAGAAAAAUCGCUGUAGAUGUUUUCAACAGGAGAAACCUUUUCUCCACAGCAACCUGUGGACCUUAAAAGUUUUCAACAAGGAGGAGAAAGGAGGUGUCAGUGAUGUUGGGACAGGAGGCAGUGGAUAUGCUAAUUAAUGCUAAUACCUGCUGACGCAAAUGUUAAACAGCCUACAAUACAGACCUAACUUGUCUUCUUUACGUGACUCAGAGAUAUGAUCCACAUUUUAUUAACAAUGCUGCUAUGAGACCUCUCUCUUGUAAUAGGCCAUUCAUCCUAUUGAUUCACUUCAGAGGCUAGCCUUGCAGAAGCCCUUGGGCCGCAUGUCUGACUCCAGGGCCGGGAACCAGGGCCAUCGGAGCACAAUUAACACUCCCGUACGUUCUUGAGUGCAAAACCCCUGACUCAGUCGAUCGUUUCCUGGUCGGGUGUAAGCAGCACGUGCCGUGGCAGGACGGAGCUCCCGCUGCUCGGUGGCUCUCGGCUCCAGCCUCCUUCUUUAAGUCAUUUUUAAUACCGUCAUCGUUCUUUUUGGGUGAUUGUUUGUUCAUUGAUAUUCUUUAAUGUUCUCAACAUUAAACAUUAAAAGUGUGUUGUGCUA
Molecule: messenger RNA, 2222 nt
Organism: Electrophorus electricus (electric eel)
Lineage: Eukaryota; Metazoa; Chordata; Actinopteri; Gymnotiformes; Gymnotidae
Gene: c15h10orf88
Product: chromosome 15 C10orf88 homolog
Source: RefSeq, a predicted model, not a curated record